CCAUUCCGAUAAACACAAGCACUCGGCCGCUCGGAGCAGACGGUUUCAACAAACAUUAAAGACUAAAUUAGUCUCUGUUUGUUUAUUAAUAUCAAAGACCAAGUAAAAUGUCGAAAAUCGUGCUAUUACUUAUGUUCGUCGCCGUAGCUGCUGUCCAAGGUUACCCGGCUGAUGAUAUUGCAAGUGCAGCAGCAAGGGGGGACUGGGAAACUGUCCAUAAACUACUCAGCGCAAGCUUCGACAACAAAAAUAUUUGGAAGUCUGUUCCCUCCGGCAGCGUAAAAAGUUUGAAGCCAGUCGGCGGCGGACAUGUAUAUGGGGAAGCCGAGUAUACCUUCCACUCAUCAUCAAACGUUGGUGGACAAACGAAGGAACAAAGCGGGGGACACAAAGUCAUCAACAAUGACGGAAAAGUAUCUGAAUACGACUUCAAGCCUACAUUCUAAAUUAUCAAUGGUACAGAUAGGAAAUUUGAGUUACAGACAAAGAUACUAAUGCCAGUACUUGUAGAAAAAAAUGGUUAUAUUUUAGUAAUAAAUAUAAAACAGAAAGCGUAAACUAAAGAAUAAAAAUUCAUUAUGAAAUUAAAUUCUAAUGUUUUCUUAACGGUAAAUUUGGCUGUGCAUGUGCAAUAGGAUAUUAAAAAAUAAUAAAGAGUUAGUUUACUUAUUAAAAUAUA
Galleria mellonella (greater wax moth) is the source of this 679-nucleotide messenger RNA. RefSeq lists its product as uncharacterized. Bases 108 to 446 code for a protein of 112 amino acids. The record is from RefSeq and is a predicted model, not a curated record. The transcript has 4 exons. Lineage: Eukaryota; Metazoa; Arthropoda; Insecta; Lepidoptera; Pyralidae.